AUGACCACCGAAUUAAGACAAAGACAGGCAGAAUUCACCAAACAAUUACACGGCGAGGAAAUUGGUCCCAAGGUCGGUCUAUCUGCCUUAUUAUCCAAGGACAAGAAAUCUCAAAAACUAGCCGUCUCUCAAUAUUUAGAUAAUUGGAAAGGUGGUGUCUACGACCAAGAUCAAGAACAAGAAAGAUUAGAAAAUUACAACGAGACCACUCAUUCUUAUUAUAAUAUCGUCACGGAUUUCUACGAAUAUGGAUGGGGGUCUAGUUUCCAUUUUUCUCGUUUUUACAAAGGUGAAUCCUUCCAAGCUUCUAUCGCUAGACAUGAACAUUAUUUAGCAUAUAUGGCUGGUAUCAAGAAACAAGAUCUAGUCCUAGAUGUUGGAUGUGGUGUUGGUGGUCCCGCAAGAGAAAUCGCUAAUUUCACUGGAUGCCACAUUGUGGGAUUAAAUAAUAAUGAUUAUCAAAUUGCAAAGGCUAAAUGGGGAGCUAAGAAGGCAGGAUUGGAUAAAAAUUUGGAAUUCAUUAAGGGCGAUUUUAUGGAUUUGAAUGGUACUUUUGAAGAAAAUACGUUUGAUAAAGUUUAUGCCAUUGAAGCUACUUGUCAUGCUCCUAAUUUAGAAAAAUGUUAUAAGGAAAUUUAUAAAGUUUUGAAACCAGGUGGGGUUUUCGCUGUGUAUGAAUGGGUUAUGACUGAUAAAUUCGAUGAAAAUAAUGAAGAACAUCAAAAGAUUCGUUAUGAAAUUGAAUUGGGUGAUGGUAUUCCAAAAAUGUUCUCAGUUGAUGUCGCUAGAGAUGCUUUGAAAAAUUGUGGGUUUGAUGUAUUGGUCGAUAAAGAUUUGGCUGAUAAUAAUGAUGAAGUUCCAUGGUAUUAUCCAUUAACUGGUGAAUGGAAAUAUGUUCAAAGUAUUAAUGAUUUGGCCACUUUCUUUAGAACAAGUUAUUUGGGUAGAAAAUUUACUAAUACAAUGGUCUCUGUGAUGGAAAAAGUUGGUAUUGCUCCUGAAGGUUCUGUUAAAGUUACUGAAGCUUUAGAGAAUGCUGCUGUGGGUCUUGUUGCCGGUGGUAGAUCUAAAUUGUUUACUCCAAUGAUGUUAUUUGUUGCCAAGAAACCAGAAGAACCAUCAGCAUAA
Molecule: messenger RNA, 1128 nt
Organism: Naumovozyma dairenensis CBS 421
Lineage: Eukaryota; Fungi; Ascomycota; Saccharomycetes; Saccharomycetales; Saccharomycetaceae
Gene: ERG6
Product: sterol 24-C-methyltransferase
Exons: 1
Coding region: 1-1128 (375 amino acids)
Biological process (GO): ergosterol biosynthetic process
Cellular component (GO): endoplasmic reticulum
Molecular function (GO): sterol 24-C-methyltransferase activity
Source: RefSeq, a predicted model, not a curated record